Messenger RNA from Dentiscutata heterogama, 660 nucleotides. Lineage: Eukaryota; Fungi; Glomeromycota; Glomeromycetes; Diversisporales; Gigasporaceae. The record is from the annotation of a GenBank genome assembly.
AUGGAUGAAAUUCAUGAAAGUGACUCAAGUAACGAUACUCAAAGUUCAAAAAAAAGAAAAUUUGACAAUUUAUCUUUACCUGAUGAGGAUAAUUCGAUAAGUAAAGUGUGGCUUUAUUUCACUAAAGACAAGAUCCAACAAGUCGGAAGAUAUAAAGUAACUGUAUUUGGUAAAAAUAGAUAUGUUCCAUGUGGAAAGGAAGUAAAUUUCAAUACUGCAAAGUCGACAGGUAAUUUUUGGUAUCAUCUUAAGUCAGCACAUGGUAUACAUAAAGACAACAUUGAUAAUGUAUCCAACGUUGAACAUAAUCAAAUAAGUUUAAUUCAUAAGCAAAUUUUGAAUAACAAGAUUGUGUCCUUUAUAUGUAAAGAUCAACAACCUCUUUCAGUAAUUACGGAUGAUGGAUUUAUUGAAUUAAUGAAAGAAGUGGUUCCUAAUUAUAAACUUCCAUCUAAAAAAGCUAUAAAAAUUUUAUUGUCACAAGCAUUUACACAUACGAAGCAACAUCUUAUGGAUAAACUUUCGGAGACACUUUUUUAUGCAUUAAGAAAUAUAGUUGCAAGCCUACAAUCUAAUCAUGAAGAAUUUCAGCAAACAACUAAAAGUGAUAACUCACUUAUUGCUCGAAUAUUUCAGCUACACCAUCCUCAAAUAGAUGAA